CAGGAAGUGUUUGUCUGGUUUCAGUUCUGUCCAUAAGGGUGUUGUCAACAACAUUCUUUUCUUUCGACUGCAGUGACAGUCAAAGAACACCAGCUCUUGUUGGAUUAAAAUCAUAUGGAUUAGAAUAUUUUAAGGAAUAUGGCAUAUUCAGACGAAUCUCAAAACACUGGAUUUAGCUUAAGUGAAACCAGUCUGAAGAAAGCACAUAUAAAGGUUCUGAAUACAUAUAGUAGUUCAUGCCCUUUUGUCAAACCAGCUUUGAGUCUUCAGCCAUGUCAGGAGAUUUCUAAAACAUUCAAGAAACUUGAAAGAGCCUGUCAACAGGGGUUCAACAAAUUUGUAAGAAAUCAUCAAAAAGACAGUUCAUCUCUUGAUGAAUCAAAGAACAUCAUCAGGGAACUGGCAGCUGAACUUGACAGAGUGGUACAGUUUAGUAAUGUCUCCAAGAUGGCUGGAAAUAUAAAAAGUAAAGAAACUAAGGAUGAACAACAGUACUAUAUUUUGCAUUGGGCUGAAGAGAUAGAGUCAAUAAUACAAAGUAAACAUGUGGAAGAGGAGAAGACAUACACACCUUCCGAGAAGAGCACCGUGGAGAGUAAAAUGAAAUGGAAGAAAGCUAAAGGAAUCUUGUCUGAUUGGGCUUGGAGACUAAAAGAUAAGAAAGAGAACUCAGUAUGUCCAAAAGAAGAAGAAACACUUAAGGAUCUUCACAAACAAUGCAAGCAGGGAGAGAUCAGCAUACUUCCAGUGAUGGACUGGAUGAUGUGGACUGUCCUACAGUCAGAAAGCUUUGAGAAGGAAUCUUCCCCUAGACAGUGGAUAAAGAAUAAACAGAGAUCCAAAAAUACAGUUGGAUUGCCUAUUCCCAAUUCAGUUUGGGAUUGGAUCAGAAAGUCAACAGCUUUUGUAGUUCUGGAUCCAAACACAGCCAACCCAGAUCUCCUAGACUGUAAAGAUGGAAAAUCUGUAAGAGCAAAUAACUUUAAUCCAGAACGCAAUAACUGGGAUGGUUUCCAAAGAAAUCAUUCUAAAUUUGAUGGCUGGACUUGUGUUCAAGCUAAAGAGGGUUAUAACACAGGUCGCCAUUACUGGGAGGUAAACGUAAAGAAAAAAUGUGAGUGGCGCGUGGGUGUUGUGAAGGACUCAGCCCCCCGAAAAGGAUUUCUCACUAUGAAUCCAAAAACAGGUUACUGGAAUCUGCGUCUGCAACUGGGAACUAUAAUUGCUCUGACUGAACCAGUCACUAAACUUGCCAACGUGCCAACACCCUCUAAAAUAGGAGUUUAUCUGGACAUAGAGGAGGGUCAGGUCUCUUUCUAUGAUGCAGAGAAAAGAAGACAUAUUUAUACAUUUAUCACAGACUUUAAUGGGACUGAAAACAUUUACCCAAUGUUUGGCACUAUUGAGACAGACAGAGCAUUGGUGAUUCUAUAAAGAAACAUAAGCAUACACUAUCAAUAAAGGUACAAAGCUGUCACUGGGGCAGUACCCUUUAAAAAAAAAAGGUCCUAAUAUGUACCAUUUAGGUACAAAUGUGCAUCUUUGAACUGCCAAUAUGCACUCUUUGGGUGCAAAGGUGUACCUUUUUGAAAGGUUACUGUCCCAGUGACAAUUUUGUACCUUUAUUUCUGAGAGUGUAUUUACACACACCACCAUGUUGAUGAUGACCACAAUUGAAGCCUGUACCAACCAGAUUGCAAAGGCUGUUACUUAGUCAUUAAUUUGAUAAUAAGCAUAAUUAAGAGUAAUUAAUGCUAUGAAAAUCAAUCAAAGUAAUAAAAUGUAUACUAAAAUGUU
Messenger RNA from Paramisgurnus dabryanus, 1797 nucleotides. NCBI's taxonomy places the organism in Eukaryota, Metazoa, Chordata, Actinopteri, Cypriniformes, Cobitidae. The record is from RefSeq and is a predicted model, not a curated record.